Molecule: messenger RNA, 429 nt
Organism: Alternaria metachromatica
Lineage: Eukaryota; Fungi; Ascomycota; Dothideomycetes; Pleosporales; Pleosporaceae
Exons: 3
Coding region: 1-429 (142 amino acids)
Source: RefSeq, a predicted model, not a curated record
AUGGCCAUGUCCAAGUACGAGAACAUCAUCUGGGAGGAGAAGAUGAAGGAAAAGAUUAUGUCUCAUGCCGGUAUCGUCUACGCCGAGGAGCUUUUGCCAUCUUCACACUUCCAUAUCAUCAUCGCGCAGGAGAAGAAGAGCGACGGUGGUUCUUUCUACACUACCUCUCUCCUCGUAAUCUACGCGCCGGUCGGCACCGGGUACGAAGUACUCUUCUCGACCCGAGAGAGGGAGACUGUUGGGGAUGGGUUGGAGGCUAUGUUAGAGAUAUUGCAGCAGAAGGUGGCCCCUCUCUUGAAGGAACAGAUGCUCGCAGCUGAUAAGGAGUCGCACAACCCUCUGUCCGACAACUCCGGUAAAACCCAACUGGAUUUGUUACGGGAGUUGGCACCCCCGCCUCGCGCAAAGCGAGUGGCUUCAGCUACCUAG